GGCGCCGGGGCCCGUGCUCGCUCGCCUGGCUUUUGUUCCCGGCCUCUGACUCCUGACGGGGCCGUGGCUGUGGGAGGCCGCGGGGAGGCCGCUGCGCCCCUGCCCGUCUCCAGCCGUGCUUGGCGGGAACUUCAGGCGCGGGGCCCCCGCUCAGUGCCCGCCAACUGGGGGGCUCCUGCCCGGGCGGCCAUGCGGCUGCGCGCCCUGACCUCGGGGCCGCCUGGAGGCUGUGCUCCCCAGGCCCGGCCGCGCCGGCACCCACGCCAGCCGGAGGAGUUCACGAGCCUGCACAGCUUUAAGAACAAAGUCUUUAAAAAGCCCAAGGUCUGUGGGGUUUGCAAGCAGAUUAUCGACAGCCACGGGAUUGUAUGCCGAGCCUGCAAGUACUGCUGCCACAGGAGAUGUGAAGCCAAGGUGGUGACUCGCCGCUGUGCGCAGGGGCGCUUGGAACAGGCUCCCGGGGGUGGGACCCCUGCACCAUCCGCUGCUCUCGGCUGUGCCAGACCAUCCAGGCCCACGGGGCCGAGCCCCACCAUGGAGGACGGACGCGAGCUGGACCUCACCUACAUCACCGAGCGCAUCAUCGCGGUGUCCUUCCCCGCCGGCUGCUCGGAGGAGUCCUACCUGCACAAUCUGCAGGAGGUGACGCGCAUGCUCAGGUCCAAACACGGAGACAACUACCUGGUACUGAAUCUUUCCGAAAAGAGAUACGACCUCACGAAGCUGAACCCAAAGAUCCUGGACGUGGGCUGGCCGGAGCUCCACGCGCCGCCCCUGGACCAGGUGUGCACCAUCUGCAAGGCGCAGGAGUCCUGGCUCAACAGCGACCCGCAGCACGUGGUGGUCAUCCACUGCAGGGGCGGCAAGGGACGCAUCGGCGUGGUCAUAUCCUCCUACAUGCACUUCACCAACGUGUCGGCCAGCGCCGACCAGGCCCUCGACAGAUUUGCGAUGAAGAAGUUCUACGACGAUAAAGUCUCGGAUUUAAUGCAGCCUUCCCAGAAACGGUACGUGCAGUUUCUCAGCGGGCUCCUGUCGGGGACGGUGAAAAUGAACGCCUCGCCACUCUUCCUGCAUUUUGUCAUCCUGCACGGCACCCCCAACUUCGACGCGGGCGGAGCGUGUCGGCCCUUUCUGAAGCUCUACCAAGCCAUGCAGCCCGUGUACACGUCGGGGAUCUACAACAUUGGCCCCGAAACCCAGAGCAGGAUCCCCAUUGCCAUCGAGCCUGCCCAGCUGCUGAAGGGGGACAUCAUGGUGAAGUGCUAUCACAAGAAGUACCGCUCGGCCACCCGCGAUGUGAUCUUCCGCCUGCAGUUUCACACGGGCGCCGUCCAGGGCUACGGCCUCGUGUUCGGGAAGGAGGAUCUGGACAACGCGAGCCAAGAUGACAGGUUUCCUGAUAACGGCAAGAUUGAGUUGCUUUUCUCCGCCACUCCCGAGAAGAUUCAAGGGUGUGAACACUUGUGCAACGACCAUGGAGUGAUUGUGGACUUCAACACAGCAGACCCUCUGAUCCGCUGGGACUCGUACGAGAGCCUGGGCGCAGGGGGAGAAGUGUCGCACACGCAGGGCCCCGUGGAUGGCAGCCUCUACGCCAAGGUGAGGAAGAAGAGCGCCUCGGACCCCGGCGUCCCCAGCGGGCCCGGCCCGGCCACCAGCAGCCCGGAGCACGGCGACCACACCCUGUCGGUCAGCAGUGACUCGGGCCACUCCAGCGCCUCGGUCAGGACGGACAGAACGGAGGAGCACCCGGCUGCAGGGCCCAGGCGGGGCCUGAGCCCCCAGGAGAAGGCGGAGCUGGACCAGCUGCUCAGCGGCUUUGGCCUGGACGACCCCGGGAGCCCCCUCCAGGACAUGACCGAUGCCCCCGGCAAGUACAGCGGCACACGCCACGUCGUGCCCGCCCAGGUCCACGUGAAUGGGGACGCCUUGCUCAAGGACCGGGAGACGGACAUCCUGGACGACGAGAUGCCGGGCCAUGACCUGCACAGCGUGGACAGCAUCGGGACCCUGUCCUCCUCGGAGGGACACCAGUCGGCCCACCUGGGCCCCUUCGCUGGCCACCAGAGCAGCCAGCACUCCCUCCUGUCGGAUGCCUUUGGCAGCAGCCCCGGAGACGAUGCGCACGGCAGCCUUGCCCCUGACCUGAGCCUAGGCGUGGACCCCGUGUACGAGCGGGAGCGGCCUUUCGCAACCCGGGAGGCCAAGCAGCCGCAGCCCGUGCUCCGGAGACCCUCCGUGUCCGCACAGACGCAGGCCUACGUGCAGAGCGGCUACUCCACGCAGACCUGGGUGCGCCAGCAGCAGAUGGUGGCCGCCCACCAGUAUGGCUUCACUCCCGACGGGGAGGCCAGGCUCGUAGGCCGCGGCCCGGAGGACGGGUCCGGCCUGGGCCAGGCCCAGCCCAGGGUUCCCGUCACCCCCACCCGGGGCAGCGGCAGCAGAGUGGCCCUCCAGAGGGGUGUGGGCCCCACUCCCCAUCUCCCCGACGCACAGCGGCCCCCUCCCGGCAAAGCGCUCAAGCCCAGGUUUCCAGACAGAGUCGUGAAUGGGACCGGACCGGAGCCCAGCGCAGACCCGGCGCCAGGCUCGCCUACCCUGGACAUCGACCAGUCCAUCGAACAGCUGAACAGGCUCAUCUUGGAGCUGGACCCGACUUUUGAGCCCAUCCCCACCCACAUGAACAUGCCGGGCGGCCAGGCCAACGGCCCCGUGCCUCCCAACAGCGUGGGAGGCGGGCUGCGGGCGGGCGGCCUGCAGGACGCGGGCGAGGUCCCGGGCAGAGGCUCUCUGCGGCCAGGCUCCUUGGGUGACGAGCCGUUGGGCGGAAGAUUCCGGAAGCUGAGCCUUGGGCAGUACGACAACAGUGCUGGGGGGCAGCCGGCCUUCCCCAAGUGCGGAUGGGGAAAGGCCCCCGGUGCAGAACAGGCUACCAGCCUGGCUCCCUUCCUCUCUGCAGCGGACACCAAGGAGACGGUGGCCCCCGCGUACCCCCCAGACCCCGACGGGAUCAGCGGCAGGACCUUCUCUCCGGCCAAGAGUGGCAGCGACUCCUCCGCCUCUCCCACGCCGGCCUUUCCCGUGUCUCCAGAAACCCCGUACGUGACGACGCCCCCGCAUUACCUGCCGUUCACCCCGCCGGGGCCGCAGCUGGGCAGCGCCAGCAGCCUGUACAGGGGGGCCCACGAACCCCGAGGCUGCCCUGAGGUCCUGCACCGCGCCGUGGGGAUGUCCGGGAGCCCCGUGGGGCCCAAACCCACAGCGCUCCGGGCCGACGCGCCGGCGGCACCUGCCUUCCAGCGGGCGUUCACGGCCUCCUGCACCAUCUCCAGCAGCAGCCCUGCCCAACGGCGGGACAGCCCUUCGUCUGGCGAGCUCCUGUGGGUGGACGGCAGCCCCAAAGCCACGCUGGCUGUGCUGGGGGGCAGCCGGCCGGCAGGAGGCCUCCUGAGCCCCGGCCCUGACGGCCCCGGGCGGCCCCACCUCCUGCCCACGGAGCUCCAGGCCUCUUUCCACAACCACCAGCCGUCCCUGGCAGAGCCCCCCGAGGCCCUGGGCCCCCCGGGUGGCCAGGCCUUCCUGAGCUUCGGCCCUGGCCCUGUGGGUGGCGGCCUUCCCCCCGGCGAGGACCCAGGAGCCCUGCUGGCAAAUUCCCAUGGAGCGCCCCAGGCCCCCAGCACCCCGGGGACGGUGGUUGCUGCCGAUGACGGCUUCCUGCCCCACGGCUUUCUCACGGGGACGCCUGGGCACGGCGACCACCACAGCCCGGUCCUGCCGGGCCAGAGCCUGACCCUGCCCGGGCAGCCACCCCUUCCCGAGAAGAAGCGAGCCUCGGAGGGGGACCGGUCUGCGGGCUCAGCCUCCCCGUCCUCCAGCGGCUUCUCCAGCCCCCACAGCGGGAGCACCAUGAGCAUCCCGUUCCCCAACGUCCUCCCGGACUUCCCCAAGGCCUUGGAGGCUGCAGCGCCUUCCCCAGAUAACCCAGGUGAUAAGCAUGUGUCCGUGAACUUUGUCCAAGACACGUCCAAAUUCUGGUACAAGGCGGAUAUCUCCCGAGAGCAAGCCAUCGCCAUGCUGAAGGACAAGGAGCCUGGGUCAUUCAUCGUCAGGGACAGCCACUCCUUCCGAGGAGCCUACGGCCUGGCCAUGAAGGUGGCCACGCCUCCCCCUUCUGUCCUGCAGCUCAACAAGAAAGCAGGCGACCUGGCCAACGAACUUGUGCGGCACUUCCUGAUCGAGUGUACCCCAAAGGGAGUGCGGUUGAAAGGGUGCCCCAAUGAGCCCUAUUUCGGGAGCCUGACGGCGUUGGUGUGUCAGCAUUCCAUCACGCCCCUGGCUUUGCCUUGCAAGCUGCUCAUCCCAGACAGAGAUCCGUCGGAGGAGGUAGCGGACACGUCUCCCCAGACGGCGGCCAACUCCGCCGCAGAGCUGCUGAAGCAGGGGGCAGCCUGCAACGUGUGGUACCUGAACUCCGUGGAGAUGGAGUCCCUCACGGGCCACCAAGCCGUCCAGAAGGCGCUGAGCCUCACCCUGGUGCAGGAGCCGCCGCCCAUGUGCACCGUCGUGCACUUCAAGGUGUCGGCACAGGGCAUCACCCUGACGGAUAACCAGAGGAAGCUCUUCUUUCGGAGACACUACCCCGUGAGCAGCGUCAUCUUCUGCGCGCUGGAUCCGCAGGACAGGAAGUGGAUCACAGACGGCCCCUGCUCAAGAGUCUUCGGGUUUGUGGCCCGGAAGCAGGGCAGCGCCACGGACAACGUGUGCCACUUAUUUGCGGAGCACGACCCGGAGCAGCCCGCCAGCGCCAUUGUCAACUUCGUGUCGAAGGUCAUGAUCGGCUCCCCUAAGAAGGUCUGAGCCCCCCCGCCGCCCGCCCCAGCUGGAGAUGCGACAGGGACCCGGGCGCCCGCCGGGCGGCGCUGGCGAGCCUGACGCCCCAGCCCCAGGACGGGAAGCCGGCUCCUCUCCGGCUUUACAGACACGAGGUCAUGCGGGCCGUGUGCUGUCCUUCCCUCAACGACUGCUCACCGACACCUCCCUGGGGCGGACGCUGCGCUCCGGGCCUCCGGGCCUUGCAGGGAGCCCCUUGCAUGCCGACGGCGGCGGUGGGAGCCGCUGCACAGUGGCCCUGGGCAACGGACAGGGCCCCGUCCUCCCGCCUCCCCGGGGCAGGCCUGUUUUCCCCGCGGCAACGCUAGGGGCCCCGGGGGGGGGGACGUGAUGGCUGCGAGGACCAGGAAGGCCCCCGGUCGCUGGGGGGCCCCGUACAGCCCCAGAGCCGCGGCCCCCGGAGGCCAGUGGACGCUCCCCCUCCCUUCCCCGGGGGCAGAGUCGGCCCCGUGAGCAGUUGGCCCCGCCUCCCCAGCCCGCUGCGCGGUGGAGGAAGGGAGGCCCGUCGCGAGGCUCCGUCCCCCGGGCUGGGAGCCGAGUCCCGAGCGCUCUUCCUGCCGAGGACCCCGUGCGGCCCGGGGAGGCCUCCUGAGCGGCCCCAGCCCGUGGGCGGCCCCCGCCCGACCUCGCAGAAGCAAGCGGGGUGGCCGUGCCGGCGUCCCGCUCCCCGAUGCCCCAGAUGCAAGUGCCUCACUUCUGUGCCAAAUGUUUGCCUUGGUCUUCGCGGACCUUCUCCCUCCCGGGGGCCGGGUCCUCAGCAGGGGCGGCCGGCGCCUGGGGAUUCCGGGACCCGAGGUGCAUCCCCAAGGGGCACCCCCUCCUGAGACGCCUUGUGCGCAGCUCGGCCCACCUGCCCGGUCCCUCGGCCUUCAGGUGAUGGAAGAGGCGGCUCGCUUAGAAACCAGAGCGAGGGGAGUGUGGGCUUCCCGGCUGCUCCGUGUCCAGAACAUUCCAGAAGCUGCCCUCCCUUGCCUUGUAAGCAGACUGGCCCGCUGUGGCCUCUGCCCCCCGCGGUCAGGGCAUCAGGGAGUGGGCUCCGCCUCCACCGCCGGGGAAGCCCAAUCCCCGAUUCCCGACGAGCCGGUACGACAGGUGUCUCCCCGUGCUACACGUGCGUGACACAGAGCGAGAGGAGGCCGCCAGCGGGGCUUGGGACCGCGGUGAGCCCCACCCCCACGUGGGUGUGGGGACGCUUUGCCCCGGGCAGGGGCCCCGGUCCCAGGGAGGCCGCGAGACCUGCUCACCGCGGGGUCGUGCCCCGGGUCCUGCCUGCCCGCCCGGCGGCCCGGAGCCGUGCUCCUCCAGUGUUAGCGCGCAGCCUUGGGAAGUCACCGCGUCGGGGGCCCCGGGUCUCGGCGUGCAGGACCUCACGUCUCCGCAGCCGCCUUAGUAGUGCGCGUUUUUACUUUUCUUACGUUGUAAAGAAUAUACCCAGUAUGUAAAUGAAUGUUCUAUAAGCCCUUUGUAUAGUCAUUUUCUCUGCUUUUCAGAUAUCGUCUCUAUUCAAAGUAUAAUAAAAUAAUAAACGUGGU
This is a messenger RNA of Nyctereutes procyonoides (raccoon dog), 6425 nucleotides long. It is a transcript of the gene TNS3, whose product is annotated as tensin 3. Lineage: Eukaryota; Metazoa; Chordata; Mammalia; Carnivora; Canidae. The record is from RefSeq and is a predicted model, not a curated record. Gene Ontology annotation, molecular function: protein binding; phosphatase activity. The transcript has 31 exons. The coding region runs from base 190 to 4860 and encodes 1556 amino acids. Gene Ontology annotation, biological process: dephosphorylation.